UGAGGUACUAGUGUGACGUGAUUGUACUAUACUGUGUGCAUUAUUGUCGAGGUAAUCUGCGCUCCGAGCUAGCUAGCUACAUAGAGGAUCGCGUCAGGCAGGCUGCAAGAGGAUCAGGCGACACGUAUACUUGAGCGCUGCAAAAAGCUGUUGAGGAUUAAUCGUAGAUCAGCCACCUUUGCUUCGAAUCUUUGACGUCCCCCUCUACCUAAGGAGUGAUAAAAGAAGAACAGUCAAAAUGGAAGGAUCAGCAAAAUGCAUCAAAUAUUUGAUGUUCUUCUUUAACUUCAUAUUUUUCAUCUUUGGUCUUGGUAUCAUAAUUGGAGGAAGUUUGACAUUGACCUUGUACAGUGAGUAUGUAGACUUCACUGGUAAUACAGGAACAGCUAUCCCUAUAGCACUCAUCUGUAUUGGUGUCUUCAUAUUCCUUACUGGAUUCUUUGGAUGUUGCGGAGCAGUCAAGGAGAACUACUGCAUGCUGGCAACGUUUGCAUUCAUCAUGGUUCUUCUCCUGAUCUUGGAACUGGCUGCGGGUAUCUCUGGCUAUGUUAAACGUGAUGACAUUGAUAACCUGAUCGACGAAAACAUGUCUCAACUUCAACAGAGUUACAACGAUAGUGAAUCAACCAAAGAUCUCUUUGAUAACAUGCAGAAAAAUUUGGAGUGCUGUGGAACACUCAACUAUACUUCAUGGUUUGGCUUUAACGACACGGCUGGCUACAACGUGGUACCUAUGUCAUGCUGUAUUACAAUGCAAGAAGGCUGUAACAGUGAUGUGUCGCGCGAUCCGUAUGUGGCAGAACAUAAAAUACAUGUCUACGCUUGCUAUCCCGCACUCAAAGAUCUUCUGAUUGGCAAUAUUGGAAUCAUAGCUGGAGUAGCCAUUGGCAUUGCUGUCAUUGAGAUCUUUGGAAUCGCAUUUGCUUGCUGUUUGAUGAGGGUCGUUAAAGGCGAAUAUGAGACGGUUUAAGAUGGCUAAUCCUUCAUCUCAUCCUCCACCUUUAUAACUUAAUCUUGUAUCUCAUUUGGUUUUGAAAACUCACAUGUUAAUAUUUUAUAAGUCAUAAACAUUAAGAAAUACAAAAUAAGAAGGAUCUGGGAUUAUUGGUGUAUAUAAUUAAUACUAGCAAAGUAAUGAUGAUAUCUAUCAUUUUGUUACAGAUCUUUGGAAUUGCAUUUGCGUGUUGUUUGAUGAGGUAUGUUAGUGGUCCCUAUGUGGUGGUAGUUGAAAGCUCCAAUCAAGGUACCUAGGGUUAGAUGUGCAUCGUAAAAGAUUUGUUUUGGGCUUUGUUCCUUGAUCUCAUCCUCAACCUUAAAUCUUGUAAAGUUACAUUAUUGAGUCGAACGAACAGAGGGAGAAAUUUAAGAUGUGUAGAGAGAUUAGCAUCAAAACUUAUUGGUCUUAUUAUUAACAUGCUUUAACAUUUUUUUUUUACCAUAUAAGAAGGCUUACUUAUAAAGUAUACAGUACUGCUCAAAAAGGCUUAGAAUGUUUAUUCCUGAUCUGUCAUCUAUUUAUUAAACUUUAUCAUAUUCAUUUUGUAAAAGUUAAGAGAAAUUAUAGAUUUUUUUCUUGAACAUCGUUAACUGUAUGUAUAAUGCUUAAUUUAAAGGAAAAUAACUAAAGAAUUUUGAAAGUGUAAAGUAUAAAUGACAUAUUUUCAUAUUUUUGUUCAUGGGGUUGAUUUGUAAUGGGGUGAAAUAAAUGAAGGGAAGAGAACACUACAAGACUAUUCUAUGUAAAUUGGACAUACAAUAGUACUAAAUUGUAUUGGAAAUGUAGAAAAAGAAGUUUCCAAAGAUGUGUGGGGAAAAGGUUUUAUGCUUAUUAUAAUUCAUUAGAGAAGUUUUAUAAAUGAGUUUGAAAUUAGUUACAUCUUUAUUUACAUUCUAGUUUUUUUUUAAAUGAAGUUAUAAUUCAAUUACCGGUACGGUAUUUUUCAUGUCUGAUAAAAUCUCAACAAGGUCCUUAUUCUUCUUUAUUCUUGUACAAUGUAUGUCUAUAAAAUACUUCUUAAUAUCAAGUUUGUUAUGUCUUGUGCAGUAUGUAUGUUACAUAAGAUGCUAGAGAGAUAUUUCUAUUAGAUAGCUUGUAGUAAUCUUAGCUCUGUAACAUGUAAGAUACAAUUGACUAUACCAUGAAUAGUAAUUGUAAGUCUAUGUGAAAUCAUGUACUAAAAAUUACAAAUCAGUUGUAAAAGUUAAUUGUAUCUUUUUGCGAUAUAUGAACAAGGCCCUUUCCAGUGUUUGUGAAGAUCAAGGGGGAAUGAUGUCAUGUAUUAGACAUUACAGCUGUGAUUCUUCUAGUGGAUAAGCUUCAUAAUUGUGCAUUCGUAAGAAUUGUGUAAAAUACAUGGAAUUUGUCAUUUGUGCUUGAAGCAUGCAUGUUACAAAUUGUAAUGGAAAUAUCUGUUUUUUUAUAAGUCUCACAUUCUCUCAAGCAGCAAGAGAGUAUAGUACUCUUCACGUCAGUACUUUUUAAACAUUGUUAAAUGUAGAUUAAUAUUCUCUGAUGUGUACUAAACUCCUCACAGUACUGUAAAGUAUAAACUACAUGCAUACAUCUUAUGACCAUAGACAGAUUUAUUCUGCUGGUAUACAAUACAUACGCACCAUGUUGGUACACCAUCUGUUGCGAUCUCCUAGCGCGAUAUGACAGUUGAUACAUUGAAAGUAGCACCUGGUUUCAAUUGGUUUCAAAUUCAUCAUUCAUCAUUGUAUACUGUAGUGUCUGGGGUAUUAUAUGGAUAACUUAAGAAUAAUAUUGAACAGGAAUACAGCAUCAUAAACAUAUUCAAGUCCUCACAAUCAAUAAAGAAUAUAUGCGCAUGCAUAUAAGACAUAAGACAUCUUGUACAUGGAUGUACAUGUUCAGUAUAUUCUACAGAAUACUUUGCACUUUUUUGUGGCAUGAGACGUCACCCUUCUAUACCAGCAUAUAUUUAACAUCAUUUUGUGCUGUUUUACAAAACCACAUUGUUCCUCAAUCCUUAAAAUAUUAGCAUGGUAUCUACUACAGUAGGUAAUUUACACUGUUUCCAUGUACAUUCAAUUUACUUCAGUAAUUCAUGCAAAUAGACUCCAAAACCAGUGCUAUUCUUUAUAUUUUACAUGUAUACAUCAUGCGGUAAACAUUUUCAAAUGCCAUCAUGCCAUUACGAUCUACAUGUACAUUAGCAAUGCUAUCUCCAAUGUAAAUAGUUACCAUCUACUAGUACCCGAAGUCAACUCAUUCUAUGCCAACUUCUAUUAUUGAAGUUUCUAAACUUUGUUCAUUUUCUGUGAAUUGUACAUGUAAGUGGUAUCAAAACUACAGUGUUAGUCAUUAGUUGGUGUAUUGCAUACAUGUACAUGUAUUGUGAUGUGGAUAGAAUGUUCAAGUACUGUAAUGUGUAAAUAUAUACUGAGGACAGUGAAACUAUCUGUAGUCUUGAAGUGCAACUGGACACACUUGUUUCCUUUUCUGUAGUGUUUUGAUCGCGAUGACCAGAGAAUUUCAAAGAAAUAUGUGCAUUGAUAGAAAGUCAUUUGUAGACCUGUUUGUUAUGUGUGCAUUGAGUAUUAAAGCAGUAGCUGGUCGUAUGUACUGUGUAUGAUCAUGAUUGUAAUUCUGUCAAAAGCUUGAUUGUUUCCUGGCAGUGAACUUUUCAUUUAGAUUUUUCAACUCAGUCAGUGUUGUCCAGAAAGGUUUUUUUUUUUAAGAAUGCAUUUAAAACUUGUAUUUCAUGGUUCCUCCAACAGUGUCCAAGACUCGUACAAAAUGUAUUUCCCAGAAGAAAUUUGAAUAUCAUAUGAAGUAGGGGAGACCGGGGUUAGUUGCAACAU
Molecule: messenger RNA, 3825 nt
Organism: Lytechinus variegatus (green sea urchin)
Lineage: Eukaryota; Metazoa; Echinodermata; Echinoidea; Temnopleuroida; Toxopneustidae
Product: CD63 antigen-like
Exons: 6
Coding region: 239-970 (243 amino acids)
Cellular component (GO): membrane
Source: RefSeq, a predicted model, not a curated record